Molecule: messenger RNA, 1737 nt
Organism: Besnoitia besnoiti
Lineage: Eukaryota; Apicomplexa; Conoidasida; Eucoccidiorida; Sarcocystidae
Exons: 3
Coding region: 1-1737 (578 amino acids)
Molecular function (GO): protein binding
Source: RefSeq, a predicted model, not a curated record
AUGGCGUACCUGGUUGAGUUUGAGGACGGCGUGAAGCCGCUGCAGUGCUGGCGACUCUCUGCGGAGAAGGCCUAUGUGAUUGGGCGCAAUACGAGCGCCGUGGGCAUCCGUUUGCCGCACGCGUCGAUCUCCCGGCAGCACGCGGAGCUCUCUCUGGCACUCCCGCGGAGGCGCGACGACGAGAAGGAGCGGAAGCGGCGCAAAACUGACAGAGAGGACGCGCGCGGGCGCCCAGGCGUGCGCAGUCCGCUCUCCGAUGAGGGCGGCAGGCGGGACAGACGCUCAUCUUCGUCCUCCCGCUCGCCUUCCUCAGGCCAGCACAGACACCGCGAGGAUGAGAUGUCUCUGGUCUGGAAGCUCGUCGAGCUCAACGCGGUCAACGGAACCUUCGUGAACGACGAGAGACUCCGCGACGUCUACCGCGACGCCGUCGACUCCGACGCGGUCAUUGCCUUCGCCGACUGCCCGCACAAGUACAAAGUCCUCGCCGAGCGGCCGUCGCGCUCUCUGCCCUGCACAGACGCCAGAAGUCGCUCCGCGAGCCCUCCGCCGUCUUCCUGCUCUUCUUCAUCUUCUUCUUCAUCUUCCUCUUCUUCAUCUUGCUCUUCUUCAUCUUCCUCUUCAUCUUCUUCUUCUCUGUCUUCAACAUCGUAUCUCGUGGAGCGCCGUCUGGAGCGCAGUCGGUCGCGCAGCCGAGGCCGCCAUGAGAAGCGAGAGAGUCAUCGCCGCAAAAGUCGUUGGUCGCGGCGCCACGAAGAGAAGAAGAAGAGCCGCUCCUCCGCCUCGCCGUCGCGCCGCCGGUCAGACUCUUUGUCCCGGAGCGUUUCGCGCUCUUCUUCCUCCUCUUCCUCUUCUUCGUCCUCUUCGCACGUUAAGAAGGCGAGCGGCUGGAGCGACGCGCCGGCGCGUGCGGAGGAUGACAAGCAGCGCGAAGAGGACGACGCGAAGAUGAAUGCAUUGAUUGCGACGGCGCACGCGGCGAAGGCGCGGCUGGAUGCGGAGAAGAAGAUGCAGAAUUUGGUGGAUCUCUCGGCCUUCGGCUCCGCGGCGACGGCGGGCGGCCCGAUCUCGGGGCUGGCGCUCGCGGCGGCGAAGGAGAUGAUGAACAACGCGAGUCUGAACCUGACAAUCAGCACAGGCUUGUCUGCCGUCUCGCCUGCAGGCUCCGCGCAGGCGUCGCUGGCGCAGCGCGCCGCCGCGAUCGCUGCCGAGCGCCUCCGUGGAGGGUCGGCGCCCACUGGAUUCUCCUCUGCGUCGCCGUUGAACGCCGCGAUUCUCGGCGGCAACGCCAUCCUCGCCAGCAUCCUGAACGCGAACAAACUGAACAACUCGCCCUCCCCCGCGACCUCCUCUUCGGGCCUCUCAGUUCAGGAGAAGCGCAAGCUCCUUUGGGGCGGAAAGAAACAUGCAAGCGAGAAGAAAGACGCAGCGGCCGUCGCCGAAGGAGACGUGGGGGAGCGGAAAGAGGAGAAGGACGGCAGCGUGGACCCUAACCGCUACUCCAUGUCCUUCAGCGAAGACGAAGAAAAGAAGAACAAAUUCCUCAAACUCAUGGGAUUCAAAGGCGACGCAAGCUCGAUCGCACCCAACCCGGUGCAGGGGGCAGCUGGCGCGGCAAUCAAGGGCAAGGAGACACUCGACGCAGCGACGCAGCAGCGGAUCAACUCGGAGCUGGAGUUCCAGUACUUCCAAGGCAUGAAGCGCAAGGACGGCAGAAAAACCGGACUCGGACUGUAA